This is a messenger RNA of Xenopus laevis (African clawed frog), 3074 nucleotides long. RefSeq names its product choline O-acetyltransferase S homeolog (gene chat.S). Bases 489 to 2399 code for a protein of 636 amino acids. The transcript has 15 exons. Lineage: Eukaryota; Metazoa; Chordata; Amphibia; Anura; Pipidae. The record is from RefSeq and is a predicted model, not a curated record.
UAUAGUAGGAAUACUAGUUUCUUAAGUCUAUUCAUGAGAGGAAAGAGAAGUGUGAGUCUGUGCUUGCAGUUGCCAUUCCGUGUGGCAUAUGCGUUGGCUUUUGAUUGAUCACAAUAUCACACAAAUUGUGUCGAGUCUCGGAAGGAAAGUUGCAGAGUGAGGGAGGCAACCUGGUGAAGUUGGUUUUGUCACCAAUUACUGAAAGCAGCAUAAAUGGGAAAGAGGGAGGAGUUAUCCACAACAUGACAGAAGGUGGGAAUGAAGAGGUUCAUAGGGGCAGAUCUUUUCAGGUGCUAGUGAAUCUAAAGACCCGCAAGAUAUUCACUCCCAGGGCUGAGCGACAAGAAAUGGUACCAUGGACAGCGGCAGAGUCGCCAGCAGCGCCUAUCAAUAGGAAUCUCUGAUUGCUGUGCCACUGGGAAUUUACGAGAAUACACUCCGAAGCUCCGACUGUGUAAAGUAAAGCAGGUUUAUACCCACCAAGGAAAAUGCCAGUUCUAAAGAAAUCCUCCUUAGGAAACACAGAGGGCAAAAGCUGUGAAGAUGCAAAGGUGCUACCAAAACUCCCUGUGCCUCCUCUCAAGCAAACUAUGGACAUGUAUCUCAGGUGCAUGAAACAUUUGGUAACAGAGGAACAGUACAAGAAAAGCAAGGCCAUAGUAGAUACAUUUGUGAUGCCAGGUGGUGUGGGCGAAACAUUACAGCAAAAACUAUUAGAGAGGAGAGAAAACAUGGAAAACUGGAUACACCAAUACUGGCUGGAUGAUAUGUAUUUGAACAAUCGUUUGCCUCUUCCAGUAAAUUCCAGUCCAGCUGUUAUAUUCGCUCAGCAUAACUUUAAGGAUACUACUGACCAGUUGAGGUUUGCUGCCAACCUUAUCUCUGGUGUGCUGGAUUACAAAACCAUGCUGGAUUCGCAGGAUCUGCCUGUUGAUUAUGCUCGGGGUCAGCUUUCAGGACAACCUAUGUGUAUGAAACAGUACUAUGGUCUCUUCUCUUCAUACCGCCUUCCAGGAACCACCAAAGAUACAUUAGUGGCACAGGAAAGCAGAAUCAUGCCUGAGCCUGAACACAUUAUUGUUGCAUGUAAAAAUCAGUUCUUUGUUUUAGAUGUUGGAAUUCAUUUCCGUCAUCUUAGUGAGGGGGAUUUGUUCACCCAGCUGUGUAAAAUUGACAGAAUGGCAAAGAAUGAAGAAGUGAUGCUUCCUCCUAUUGGCAUAUUAACAUCAGAUGGACGAACUGAGUGGGCCCACGCCCGGCAAAUACUAAUGAAAGAUUCAACAAACCGUGAUUCUUUGGAUAUGAUUGAACGGUGCAUGUGCAUAGUUUGUUUGGAUGCUCAAACGAAGGUGGAGCUAAAUGACACCAACAGGGCUUUGCAGUUACUGCAUGGAGGGGGCAUUGGGAGAAAUGGAGGCAACCGAUGGUAUGAUAAACCCAUGCAGUUUGUCGUGGGAAGUGAUGGAGUUUGUGGUACAAUUUGUGAGCACUCUCCAUUUGAUGGAAUCGUCCUUGUACAAUGUACAGAACACCUCCUUAAAUACAUGAAAAAUAGUCCCAAAAAAUUAGUGAGAGCAGAUUCUGUCAGUGAGUUACCAGCUCCAAGAAGACUUCGGUGGAAAUGUUCUCCAGAAAUUCAGGGGCACUUACAAUCCUCAGCACAUAAACUCCAAAGAAUUGUGAACAAUCUGGAUUUCACUGUUUAUAAGUUCAAGAAGUACGGAAAAGAGUUUAUCAAGAAACAAAGAAUGAGCCCUGAUGCUUUCAUUCAAGUAGCAAUUCAGCUUGCAUUUUACAGCUGUCACAGAAAACUUGUGCCCACCUACGAGAGUGCGUCUAUUCGACGAUUUCAAAUGGGUCGUGUUGACAACAUAAGGUCAUCAACUGCAGAAGCAUUAGCAUUUGUGAAAUCAAUGGUUGAUGGGAAAACAACAGUAACGGAUAUAGAAAAGAUGGAGUGCCUGAGGUCAGCAAUAAAGUCUCAGACAGAUUAUACAAUUCAAGCCAUUACCGGGAUGGCAAUAGACAACCACUUACUCGCACUAAGGGAGUUAGCACAAGAACAUUUCAAGGAACUGCCUGAGCUCUUUAGAGAUGAGAUGUACUUAACUAGCAAUCGAUUCAUCCUCUCUACCAGUCAGGUUCCAACAACAAUGGAAAUGUUUUGCUGCUAUGGCCCUGUUGUCCCAAAUGGGUAUGGCUGUUGUUAUAAUCCACAGCCGGAACACAUCCUCUUCUGCGUCUCAAGCUAUCGUGACUGCAAAGAUACAUCCUCAACAACAUUUGUCAAAGCUGUAGAAGAAAGUCUCCUUGCUAUGAGGAAUUUAUGCUUAACGUGUAAUUGUGAGGUCCAAACACCAGUCAAAGAGAAAAAGGCACAAAAGGGGACCAAGCCAUAGCGGCUUUAUUUUGCUAUGCAAAAAUAUAGGAUAGGCAAGAUAGUCAAAGUAUUUUCUUUAAUUAUAUUUUUAUGGCAACCAAUAAGUAAAUAACAAACAUCAGGACAAUUUCUUUAUUUUAUAUAACACUUAUACCUAAUUAAAUCAGAUUCUUUCAGAAAAAACAUAUUUAUGUUUCACCAUAUGUAGUGGCAUGAAAUUCUGCUGCAGUGUCUGAAACUCCUGUAAUUUCAAUUUUGCCCCAGAUUUAUUACAGCUAAUUAGACCACUAAAACUAAGCAUUAAAGCAUUAUUUAAAGCAUUAAAAUAUUUUUAUCUAAAAAUAACUGUAGGUUUUAGCAGGCCUUUUGGUAGUAGUUCAUAAAAAAAUAUUUUCUAAAACCAUACUAAAUACAAUAGUUAAGGUAAGCCAACAAAUAAAAAAAGUUCCAAACGCAGAAGAGAAGAUUGCAUUUAGUAAUACUCAAGUCCUCAGUCUAAUGCUAACGGCCCAAGGGGUUUUGUUACCAAAACAAAAUCACCUUUCCAGCACACUACACAACACCCUGUGUCCUCACCCUAAAUUAAAUAAUAGAUGUUUACAUAUACAGGAACAAAGUAAAUAGGGGGUUAUUUAUCAAAGUCCGAAUUUAUCUCUAUAUUUUCUGAAAAAAACUCAGACCAAAUCCGCACAGG